GUAGCAGAGAAGCUGAGUCAUGGCUGUCCCUACUGCGAGGCGAUGUUUGCCACAAAGGUGCGCCUGCAGAAGCACAAGCUGUGGAACCACCCCGACCGGGUUAGUAUGGAGCCCAAGGACGAGCAGCCCAAGCUCCAAAAGGCCCCCGUCAAGUCCAACGCCAAGAAAAGGCCCAUGGAGAACAGCCCCCCCUCCCCCGUGUUCUUCAAAGUGAAGAAGACCCACGAGGUGUCGGCGCCCUCGCGCAACGGCGAGCUGGCCCACCAGAGGAGCGAGAGGAAGCCGCACGGCCACAGUCAGCCUCCUCCUCCUCCUCCUCCUCCUCCUCCUCCUCCUCCUCCUCCACAGCAGCAGCAGCAGAUCCACCAUCCCUCGCCGGUCCUGCCUCAGUCCCAGCAGUCCCACAGCGCGUCGUCGGACGGGGAGGGCAGCGACAGCGAUGGCGACAGCCUUCCCGCGUCCUUCCCCGACGAAGACCCGGAGCGAAUGAGGCACAGACGGAAGCAGAAAACGCCGAAGAAGUUCACCGGAGAGCAGCCGUCCAUAUCUGGAACAUUCGGACUGAAAGGUAUGACCAAGGUGGAGGAGAAGCUGAAGGCGGGCCGUGCGAAGAGGUCAGAAGGGAGUGGGUUCAGCGAGGAGCCCCAGAGAAGACCGACUUCAAGUCAGUCCUCCAAGAAGGAUCCGGCUGCAACCGGCUCUGGCGCCGACACCCAAUGGCAGCGGGCGAUCCAGGAGCGAGGGGAGGUGGUGUGCCCCACCUGCUCCAUCGUCACCAGGAAAACCGUCCACGGCCUCAAGAAACACAUGGAGAUCUGCCAAAAGCUCCAGGAUGCCCUGAAGUGCCAGCAGUGCCACAAACAGUUCAGGUCCAAGGCCGGCCUCAACUACCACACCAUGGCUGAACACAGCACCAAGCCCUCGGGAAGCGAACGCCAGACGGGCGACAAGCAAGAGGAGAGAGAACGACUGCGGAGAGUGUUGAAACAGAUGGGACGAAUCAAGUGUCCUAGCGAGCACUGUGGGAAGACGUACCACUCCAAGACCGGCAGAGACUACCACGUGCGUACCGAACACUGCCCGGCUAUCGUCGCCGUGACGACCACCGACGACAGGGACGUCAUCACCGACACCAACAACAACACUGGCAAAGAGAGGGUGGUCUCCGGGGAGUCUCCAUCACUCGGGAAGAAGGAGCCGAGCCCCCCCGAGAAGGAGGAGCGGCAGGAGAAAGCCCCCCCCGGCCCGCCGAGGGACAAGGAGAGAGAAGCCGGGGACAAGGAGAGGGAGAGGGAGCGAGUCAAGGAGAGGGAGCGAGUCAAGGAGAGGGAGCGAGUCAAGGAGAGGGAGCGAGUCAAGGAGAGGGAGCGAGUCAAGGAGAGAGCGCCGCCGGCCGCCAACCAAGGGGACGACUUCGAGCGCACCCCGAGCGGCAGGGUGCGGCGCCGCUCGGCCCAGGUGGCGGUGUUCCACCUGCAGGAGAUAGCGGAGGACGAGCUGGCCAAAGACUGGGGCACCAAGCGCCGCAUCAAGGACGACCUGGUGCCGGACAGCAAGAGGUUAAACUACACGCGUCCCGGCCUCCCCAACUUCAGCCAAGAGCUGUUAGAGACCUGGAAGAACCAAGUGAAGGAGAAGGGCUUCAUCUGCUGCAUCAACGAAAACUGUGAAGCUGUGUACUCCAGCGUAUCGGGACUGAAGGCCCACCUGGCCAACUGCAGCCAGGGUGGCGGAGAACUGGGAAAGUACACUUGUCUGAUCUGUCAGAAGGACUUUAGCUCGGAGAGCGGCGUGAAGUACCACAUCAGCAAGACACACUCACAGAACUGGUUCCGUGCGGCGGCCAGCCAGGUGGCCUCCAGCGCCAAGAGCAAAGCGCCGGAGAACAACGGCAUCAAAGGCGAGGUGCGGAACGGCGCCGCCACGGGCAAGAAGAGGGGCCGCAAGCCCAAAGAGCGCCCCCUUGUGGCUGCUGCGCCCCUCCUCCUCCAAACACAAACUGAAGCGUCGCCCGCCACUCAGAACUCGACCCCCGCCUCGGCGACUCCCUCACAGACCCCGACCCGGACGCCCGACCCGACGACGACGACGACGGACGGCGCCGACCCGGGCCGAACCGGACAGCCCGCCGUCCCCGGCGCCGCCAGACGGAGCAAACCGCAGAGGCCGCCGCUCUCGGAGUAGCUCCUCCCACCCAGUCGGAGUAGCUCCUCCCCCCCUCGCUGGAGGAGUCGCGGGCAGGAAGCUCAAAAGACCUUUUUUGAACUCAACCUUUCAGAAACAUUUAGUACAGAGUCGACGUGUCUGCUGGUAUAAACAACGCUCCUGGAUCAGUUUCAUUUCUCCAUUCCUCUUUUGUCUCCCUUUUUUUUUUUUUAAAGGCACAGGUCUGGCUUUCUGUGGGGGGGUGGGGGGGGGUAGU
Molecule: messenger RNA, 2422 nt
Organism: Cyclopterus lumpus (lumpfish)
Lineage: Eukaryota; Metazoa; Chordata; Actinopteri; Perciformes; Cyclopteridae
Gene: znf512b
Product: zinc finger protein 512B
Exons: 13
Coding region: 43-2184 (713 amino acids)
Molecular function (GO): zinc ion binding
Source: RefSeq, a predicted model, not a curated record